Messenger RNA from Labeo rohita (rohu), 3345 nucleotides. It is a transcript of the gene edem1, whose product is annotated as ER degradation enhancer, mannosidase alpha-like 1. Gene Ontology annotation, molecular function: mannosyl-oligosaccharide 1,2-alpha-mannosidase activity; calcium ion binding. The record is from RefSeq and is a predicted model, not a curated record. The transcript has 12 exons. Bases 142 to 2028 code for a protein of 628 amino acids. Gene Ontology annotation, biological process: carbohydrate metabolic process; mannose trimming involved in glycoprotein ERAD pathway; endoplasmic reticulum mannose trimming. Gene Ontology annotation, cellular component: endoplasmic reticulum; membrane. NCBI's taxonomy places the organism in Eukaryota, Metazoa, Chordata, Actinopteri, Cypriniformes, Cyprinidae.
CGUUGAGGAUCAGGGAGGGGCUGGUUUGUUGACAGGAAGUGUGUGAGAACUGAAAGCAGGAGGAAAACUGUGGACUUUUGCGCUUCGAUAAGUCGCAACGUCGAAGUGAAUUAUGCCUUUUAAGGCCGACAGCAGGCAAAGAUGCAAUGGAGGUCAAUAGUCGUGGGUCUUCUCGUUUUGAGGGUGCUGCUGAAUUGCGCCGUGUGGCUAGUGUUUGGACUGGGACCCAGCUGGGGCUUUGACUUCCCCAUUAAAUUCACGUUCAACUUGCAUAAGAUUGAACUUCUGAAGGAUGGCGACGGAGCCACCGUCAAAACAAACGCCUGGUCACAGCACAUGUACGAUAGCAGAGACCCUCAAGCAAAGACCUGCUCCAAGAUCAGUGGGAAUUCACCAAAGAAAUCCUACCUCAGCUUCUUUCAGGAGGGCAGAGAUGAAUAUGAUAGAAAGUACAGCUCCUUCCCGGACGCGCUGAAAGUGAAGAUGAGGGGAAUGGCCCGAGACAUGUUUUAUUUCGGAUAUGAUAACUACAUGAAGUUCGCCUUUCCAGAAGAUGAACUCAACCCUAUAGCUUGUGAAGGUCGAGGGCCUGACGUUCUUAACCCAUCAAAUAUCAACAUCAACGAUGUCCUUGGAAACUACUCUUUGACCCUCAUCGAUGUUCUUGAUACGCUGUUGGUUCUUGGAAACGUGACAGAGUUCCAUCGAGCUGUUAAACUUGUGAUUGACACGGUCUCCUUCGACAAGGACUCCACUGUUCAAGUCUUUGAAGCCAACAUUAGAAUUCUUGGCAGUUUGAUCUCAGCCCAUAUUCUGUUGACUGAUCCACGGCACCCAUUUGGGGACAUAGCGCUGAAAGACUAUGACAAUGAGCUGCUGCACUUGGCACAUGACCUGGCUGUUCGACUACUACCUGCCUUUGAGAACACUAGCACAGGCAUCCCUUAUCCCAGGGUGAAUUUAAAGAAAGGUGUCCCUCCUGACAGCAUUAAUGAGACCUGUACAGCAGGGGCUGGGUCUCUGCUUGUGGAGUUUGGCAUUCUGAGCCGUCUGAUUGGCGACUCUACAUUUGAGUGGGUUGCACGGCGUGCUGUCAAAGCUCUGUGGAACUUGAGAAGCAAUGAAACUGGUUUGUUGGGAAAUGUGGUGAACAUUCAGACUGGUCAGUGGGUUGGAAAGCAGAGCGGUGUUGGUGCCGGCAUGGACUCGUUCUAUGAGUACCUCCUCAAGUCUUACAUCUUGUUUGGAGAGAAAGAAGACUACAGGAUGUUCACUGCAGCUUACGAGAGCAUUCAGAGCCACCUGAGAAGAGGAAGAGAGGCAUGUAAUGAAGGAGAGGGUGAUCCACCACUCUAUGUGAAUGUAAACAUGUUUAAUGGACAGAUCAUAAACACAUGGAUUGACUCUCUGCAGGCAUUCUUCCCUGGACUACAGGUUUUGAAUGGAGAUGUUGAAAAUGCCAUUUGCCUUCAUGCUUUCUACUAUGCAAUCUGGAAGCGUUUCGGAGCUCUUCCGGAAAGAUACAACUGGCAGCUUCAGGCCCCAGAUGUACUCUUCUACCCUUUAAGACCAGAACUUGUAGAAUCCACAUACCUUCUCUAUCAGGCAACCAAGAAUCCUUUUUAUCUUCAUGUUGGGAUGGACAUUCUUGAAAGCCUUGAGAAAAAUACCAAAGUCAGGUGUGGUUAUGCCACUCUCCAUCAUGUGGUGGAUAAGUCCAAAGAAGAUCGCAUGGAAAGUUUCUUCCUUAGCGAAACCUGCAAAUACCUUUACCUGCUCUUUGAUGAAGACAACCCGCUGCACAAGUCUGAGAGUAAGUACAUCUUCACUACAGAAGGCCAUGUAGUGCCGAUAGAUCAGCGCUUCAGGGAGAAAAGUUGGGAAGACCAAUUUCCAUGUGAAGAGCCUAACAAUGAGCCCCCAGCCAACAUAAGCAACUGUGAAAGGAUUCCUGAAGAGCGACGUUAUGGCCUUCCGCUAAAGAGCAUAUACAUGAGGCAAAUAGACCACAUGGUGGGGCUGUCCUGACAACAGUACUGUCCCUGGACAUCUCAACACAUAUAAACCCCCUGGAGGGGUUUAAUAACUCUCCAGCCAGAGAACUUUUCACAUGUCUCUUUUUGCACAUGAAGUGGUCAACAAAUUAACCAGUACCAGUUGUGUGUUUUUUUUUUUUUUUUUUUUUUUUGGACAUUGUUGUCUUCUGUAAGUCUGUUGUCUUAAUUUGGACCAGGUGUUUGGGUUUGGCUACAUACUCUGAUAUAGCCAGCAAAGGCCCACAGCAUUAAAAGACACAUUCAGGGCAGUUUGGCUCUUCAGAAUCCUAAAAUCCUUUGCCAAACUGCUUUUGAUACUUUGGGCUGAUCGAUUUGUUUAUUGUGCAAUCGAGUGUGUUUACACACACUGUUACGCGUUUUCUUCAGUGCCAUGUUUAAUGAAACUUGAUCUAGUAUUAUAAAGGGCUCUACUGGGUUGAGAUGGUAUGCAUGUUUCAGAUUUUCUUCUCAAGGGACAAGCUCUCAAAUAAGCUUUGUAUUUCAAAAACAGUUGUUUUAUACAUUUUUCAGGAACACACACACACAACAGAUGGGCUUCAUUUAAUACAAAUCAGACUGCAUUCUGCAAAAAAAAUAAUUUUGCAAUAUGACAUAUUUUCAUACUUUGUGCCUUGGUUUGCAAGGUGUAGAACACUGUGGCCUGUUUUCUUCUUUUGUUUAGUUUUUUGCAUGAUUCCACAUUUCCAGUUGUACCCUUUCUGUUUUUCUGCUGUCAGUGUAUUGUCAUAAAAUUAGAAAGGUUUUGUUAUGUAGCAUACAUGUUUGGUAAGGUUCAAGAUCUCCACUCACAUGUUGUUUGGACAGAGCUAACCUCAUAAUUUGGUACAUUUUUACACAGCAGGUCGAAUAAGUGCUGUAGAUUUUCUCUCAAUUAGGUCUGUUUUGUAUGUCAACAAACAUUGACAUUUAUUGGACCAAAUAUUACAUUUAACAAAAAUCAUGUGCCUUUAACUAAUUUAAUUUUUCUUCAGUCCUCAGGAUCAGUAGUAUGCCAUAAUGCUGUCACUCAGAGGUGAUAUGCAUGUGCUCUUAUUAAUGUUGUAAGUAAUGUUGUUAACUCUUCUAAUGCUUAGAUGUUGAUGCAAAUGUUUCACGAACAAAAGUCUAAAAUGAGGGAUUCUCAGAAUGAUCAGUAUGCUUAUAAGAAAAGAAUUAAUUUCUUUGAUAUUACAGAUUAUAAUUUUCUUUGGUGCACAUACAGAGGAUACUCUGAGUAAAUAGGGGUUGAUAUUUAUUUAGAUUUGGUUUUAUCAGACGCAAGUAUUCUAAUUAAAGUUGGUUAGAUUUA